AUGCGUAUGGUAUCAAUCACCAUUGGCCUUCUACACGCCCGCACUGUGGUUUCUGCUUUAGACCGCGUGGCCUGCCAACACCCAAGCGAAAACCCAUUAGAAGGAUGUCCGGAAAACACCAUUUUGGUUGGGCAGAAUCAGAAGCAUACUACGGUCCAGUCUGCGAUCCUGAGUUUGCCGAAUGACUCAUCUUCACAUCAUAUUCUUAUCCAGCCUGGAAAUUACACGGAACAAGUUAAUGUUACUCGACCUGGUCCCGUGUAUCUGCUUGGCCAAACCAGGGCUCCAAAUGACCAAAGCAAAAACGUUGUGAGCAUAAUCUGGCGCAACGCGACUGGCGAUCUCGUACCAGCGGGCACACCGUUCGGCAACGUUGACUUCAGAGCCUACAACAUCGAUUUCAUCAACGACUUCAAGAAUUAUGCUACCGGACCAGCGCUUGCUGUUUCAGUGAGCUAUGCCAAUGCCGGCUUCUACUUCAGCGGAUUCUAUUCCUACCAAGACACAGUUUACGUUGGCAAACUGGGCAAUGCUUAUUUCUACAAAAAUGAGAUCGCAGGCCAAACAGAUUUUCUCUAUGGCUUCGGCACAGCGUGGAUCCAGUCCAGUCUUCUCACGCUUCGCAACUGUGGUGGCGGCAUAACGGCUUGGAAAGGCACGAAUACGACUUUUGUAAACAAAUACGGCGUAUACAUCCACGACUCGGACGUCAGGAAAGCCAACGCAUCCCUCGCCAUCACAGGACUUUGCGCUCUUGGUCGUCCUUGGAACGCUCUACAUCGCUCCAUUUUUGCUAACUGCAAUCUCGACGACUCGAUCAAACCAAGCGGAUAUAUUGCUUGGGGCACUACCGACCCGCGGUUUGGCGCCAACACCACCAUGGCCGAGUACAAAAGCUACGGACCAGGAUGGAAUGCAACGGCACGAGCUAUGAGUAAUGUUAGCAUUGUGAUGAGCGACAAGCAGUAUGAGCCGUAUUCCUCACUGGACAAGGUCUUUCAGCAUCCUUUCGAUGGUAAAUUUGGAAAUACUGGUUGGAUAGAUCGCAAUGUAACUGCUGAUAAUGGCAUGUAA
Molecule: messenger RNA, 1074 nt
Organism: Parastagonospora nodorum SN15
Lineage: Eukaryota; Fungi; Ascomycota; Dothideomycetes; Pleosporales; Phaeosphaeriaceae
Exons: 4
Coding region: 1-1074 (357 amino acids)
Biological process (GO): cell wall modification
Molecular function (GO): pectinesterase activity
Source: RefSeq, a predicted model, not a curated record